CCGGACUCCUCAGGUGGCAACGCUUGCAGUCAGGCUACGGAGGGCCGGUUUGCCUGGUUAACGGUAAGUGUUUAAGAAGUUCAUGGAGUAAUAUGAGUCAGAGUAAUAAAAGAUCUGCAGGAAGUUCCUCAAGAGAGUUGUUUUAGGAAAGGAAGACCCUUCACCCAGUUCUUCAUUUACACAGCUGUUAAAUCCAAGGCACCUGUGGUGAAAGCAUGAAUAAAAAUACAUCUGCUGCAGCAUCAUCUGGUCUACUUGAAAAGGAUCCUGCCUUUCAGAUGAUUACAGUUGCCAAGGAAACAGGACUUGGUCUGAAGAUCCUUGGAGGAAUUAACCGGAAUGAAGGUCCAUUGGUAUAUAUUCAAGAAAUCAUUCCUGGAGGAGACUGCUAUAAGGAUGGACGUUUGAAGCCAGGAGAUCAACUUGUUUCAGUAAACAAGGAAUCUAUGAUUGGUGUAUCAUUUGAAGAAGCAAGAAGCAUAAUUACCAGAGCCAAGUUGAGGUCAGAAUCUGCUUGGGAGAUAGCAUUCAUAAGACAAAAAUCUGAUGGCAGUCAUCCAGAAAAUCUGUCAUGUUCAUCCCUUUUACAAGCUUCAGGAGAAUAUGGACCUCAGGCCUCAACAUUUAGUCUUCUUCCUUCUCCCCCUGAAAUACUAAUUCCAAAGACCUCGUCUACUCCAAAAACUCAAGAUGCCAUUUUACCUUCUACUAAGAUGGGUCAGAUAAAAACUGGAUACAGGAAAAUAGAAUAUACUCCAAUUACUUCUACAGACAACAGCCCUACAGAUAUGCCUAAUUCAGAUAUUGCUCCUGCCUGGACUGAUAAUUAUGGACCACGGGGAAAGAAGAUUUCCCUAAAUCCCUCUGUUCGCCUUAAGACAGAGAAACUGGAAAUGGCUCUAAAUUAUCUUGGUAUCAAGCCCACAAAGGAGCAACACCAAGCCCUGAGACAGCAAGUACAAGCAGACUCAAUGGGGACAGUGUCAUUUGGAGAUUUUGUACAGGUUGCCAGAAAUUUGUUUUGCUUGCAGUUGGAUGAAGUAAAUGUUGGUGCACAUGAAAUUUCCAACAUAUUAGAUUCACAGCUUCUGCCCUGUGACUCUUUAGAAGCAGAUGAAAUGGAAAGGCUUAAGCGUGAAAGAAAUGAUGCCUUAGAAGAAGUGAAUAUACUUAAGGCAAAGUUAUUCGAGUCAGAGAGGCAAAGGAAACUGCUGACAGAAGAGAUCCAGAAUGUGAAACAAGAAGCCAAAGCUGUAGUUGAAGAAACCAGGGCUCUGAGAAGUCGGGUUCAUCUUGCUGAGGCUGCGCAGAGGCAGGCCCAUGGAAUGGAAAUGGACUAUGAAGAAGUGAUCCGUCUGCUAGAGGCCGAGAUUACAGAGCUGAAGGCUCAGCUUGCUGAUUAUUCUGACCAAAAUAAAGAAAGUGUUCAGGAUUUAAGAAAAAGAAUUACAGUACUUGACUGCCAGUUGCGAAAAUCAGAAAUGGCUCGAAAAACUUUUGAGGCAUCCACUGCAAAGCUUCUUCAUUUUGUAGAGGUUAUUCAAGAAGUACUUUCUGAUAAUUCUUCUCCUUUAUCAAAUUUAAGUGAAAGAAGAGCUGUGUUAACCUCUCAGACUUCCCUCACAUCACUGGGAAGGAAUGGACGCAACAUCCUAGCAACCCUGGCACUGGAAUCUAAGGAGCUUGUUAAAUCUGUUCGUGCCAUACUUGAUAUGGAUUCCUUACCUUAUGGGUGGGAGGAAGCUUACACAGCAGAUGGAAUCAAGUACUUCAUCAAUCAUGUAACGCAGACCACAUCCUGGAUUCAUCCCGUGAUGAGUGUCCUGAACCUGUCUUGCUCCGAGGAUAAUGAAGAGGAUUGUUCUAGAGAACUCCCGGACCAGAAAAGUUGACGGUUUUCUUAGGAAGCGAAGCUCCACAGUCUUCUGGCAUCUCAGUCUGCAUGCGUGACUUGAGCAGCAAUACGUGACACCCAGCUCAGACAUCGCCAUCUGAAAUAGGCACAAAGCAGGCACUGCUUGAUGGAGUAGGAAAUAGAGACUAGACUUAGGGUGUUUUUAUAAAAAUGUUUUAUAGUACUGUACACAUUUAAAAGAUCAGUUGCCACUUCAGUAGUUCCUUAAGAAUAAUUUAGUCAUAUUUUUUGAAAUGACAUAUAAUUAGAUUUUAUAAUAUGUAUACUUUUGUCAUAUGAUAUUUGGAUCUUUAUAAUUUUAUAUGUAGUUCAUUAUUUUUCAUCAUAUACAAUGGCUUUUAUAAUUAAGAUCUAUAUUUAAAAUUUAUUUGAGUAUAGUAAAGUACUUCAUUUAUUUGAUAAUUCACUAAUCUUUUAUGUUCAUAUCUUAGGAAAGUGAUCUUAGCAAGCUUUUGGGGGGUUUUAAAGGAUCGUAUUUAUACAUCUAUCUCAUGGGCUACCAAUUACAAUUCACAUCAUUAUGGGGCUUUCUAAUUUUCAAAAUGCCUGUCAGACCUUAUCUCUUCCCCCACCCCAACCCCCCACCGUUACUGGGUAUUGAACUCAAGGCUUUGCAUUUGCCACUGAACUACAUACCCAGCCCAAAAUUAUUGUAUUCAAACCACAUGACAUGCUUUUUAGCUAAUCUAGUGGGUGUUUUUUUUUCUUUGUUUUUCAGUUAGGGAAAUAGUGGUUCAAAGAAAUGAAGCUCCCAGUCCCAGGACUGAAACUCACACCUAAGUCCAUGCGCAGUCCUCCCUGCCCCCACCCCAGAUCCUGCUGUCCCUGCAGAGGGAGGUCAAGGCCCAACACACAGGGCACCACACUGUAGUCUGUUGAUGCAGCUGGCUCUGCAGCUGCGAAUUCCAGAGACUCAGAAGGCACCUCUCAGUCGAACAUGCUUCUCCCUCUAUAAACUCUUCCCCCUUCCACCCACUCACUCACCAGGUAACAGUACUGCUUCGUGGUAAUGUUUCAACAGGCUUCUUUCACAACUCAUAAUUUUCUUAACUUUGGGAUAGGCUCAUAUCAGUGGCUUACCCUGCUUAGGGUGUCCUUGCCAGAGGGGUCAUUGGGGGCAGCUGAUGAGAAAAGAGGCAUCUUUUAAAAUACUACUGCUCUGCUUAUAACAAGAUGGAGGCCAGGAACCCAGCACUACCACACAGACCACACAAGCUCCUGAGAACAUAUGUAAGAACUAUCCCUUGUAACCACGUUGUAGAUGAGUAAACUGAGAUGCUGAGAGUUCAUACAAUAAGUUAAUGACUAGUCAAGAUUACUUAGACCUGAUCCUAAGUCUCCUAGUCUGCUGCAUUUCAUCUGGUUGACAAGAUGUGGUACACACUGCUCACCCAUACCUUCCCAGUACAUUUAGGAUUUAUGGUAUGUCUUAAGGAAUAGUGUAAAAUCAGAUGCAGUCAUCACCCAAAAGAAAGGUGGCAGAGUGACUGGAGAAGACUGAUGCUUCUCCUGACAGCUAUUUGGAUAUAAAGAAGCUUAGAUAAUGAUGGAAAGAUUAUUCUUUUAAGAACCUCCCCCCCCCAAUUUUUAUUAUUAAUAUUUUGUGUGUGUGUUGUGCUAGGACUUGAGCCUGAAUCUUUUAAUCAUUAGGUUUUAGAUUUCUCAUAGCAACAGAGACUGACUCACUGUACACGGGAGAGUCUAGCAAGUGACAAUUCAGUGUAUUUCAAAUGUUUCAUCUUUUCCUACUUUACACCUAAUGGUGGUGGGGACUGACUCUUAAAUAAGCUAAUUUGGAUGGGAGCUGUUGGUAAAGUGCAAAGCACAAUUCAAAUACACCUACAAGUUCUUUGGACCUCAGUUUCCCAUUGUAAAAUGGGGCUAUACCUGCUCAGUCCAAGACAAUUCAACUCAGCAAGCAAUUCCUGCACCUACUAAAUGCCAAGCAAAAGUGAAGUAGUAUUUUGUUUGUUUGUUGAACCAUCUAAAAGAGACUUUGUUAGGACUCAUUCUGCAGAAUGAUGAGAAGUGUAACAGGGAGUUCCCAAAAUCCAAAUUUUCAUAUUACUAUGAUGGACAUAAUACUAAUGUCCAAAUCAAGAGACUCAAAGUCUAAAAUCUUUUUUCUUUCUUUUUUCUCAAAAGGCUCUUAUUUUUCCUUAAAGAGUUAGGAAGUGAGGGGUCUAUUUAUUAAGAACCCCUUAAAUUUCAAUAAUUACAAAAUAAUGUUAACACCUCUUGACUAGAAAAAAAAUAGGAACAUGCUGUAUGAAGAACCUCUCCAAUAAUAAAUGCAAAGCAGCUGUCAAAAUAGAGAGUCAGAUGACAUGCUCCUAGUGUUUGCACAAUUAGAAAAUGUUAUCCUUUUACUCGGGAGAAAUGGGACAUUUUUAUUUUCUCUGCUAAGCGAAACCAACUUUUUGAAGGGUCAACACACUUGACAUUUUUAUGAUAUAUACACAGAAAGACCUGAACCAACAUUAGAACAACUUACACAAUCUACUGCAUAUAACUUUCAAGAAGAUGAAAAGAACUUGAAACAGAAUAUGCCAGUGGAAUUUUAGAAAUUAAAUACCCAAGGUGUUUUAACCACAGCUAGCCACAUAUGAUAUCACUGUGUCCACAUGGUGAUCAUGUAAAUAUUAAAUGCAAUUCUGGAUUUGCUUUCUUCAUAGGAUUUUUUACUUUCAGGCUCAUAGUACUUCUGUUCAUUUUUUAAGUUCGACUCUUACUCUUGGGAGUGGCUUGUGCUAUCCUAUCAGGAGGUCAGCCACCUCACCACCUCUAUUCUCACUUCCCCAUCACCAGAGUAUUCUCUAUCAUUUCACCCUGUGUCUUAUCCCUUUCUUGUUGCCUUCCUCAAUAAUGGAAUUAUAAUGCAAGUAAGCAGGAGUUUCUCUCUACCUUGUUCAACACUGUGUCUUCAGGAUCUAACACACUGCCUAUCAUAGCAGGUAUCCAAGAAGUGUUUGCCAAAUGGAAUAUGUAAUGUACUCUCCAUAACUAAGACUGACUUCUCGGCUUAGCUCUCAUCCUUUCGUAUUCAUUCUUUCACUUAAAACACUUACAAGAGCCAGACAUUUUGCUAAGUACUAGGGAUACAAUGCAAGACAGCUAUGACUGUAACCCUCGUGUAAUUUGUAUUCUAUGCAAAGGACAUACAACUGAAGUUAACCAAAGCUUUUCCAUCUAUUUUCUUUCUUCCAUGUCUUUGUUUCAUAUUUGAACUACUAGGCCCAUUUAACAUUCCCUGCCUCAAGAAAGGAUGCGAUGACAGAAAACAGAGAAAAGCCGGUACUUCUGAGUUCUGAAAAUCCUUAGGGAGUUCUCAUAUGUUCUUAGGGAGCUGGGAAGGAUUUGUGAUGUAGAUCAAAGAUCCCUAUGACGAGGAAGCCAGGCUUUCCUACUUUCAUCUAGGGAAUAAUUCCCCUGGUUGUGGGAAGAAAAGAAAAAACAAUGUUGUUGGGGCCCAGAGAAAGAGUCCUGGGUCCCACCUUCUGGGCAAAGUUUCUGGGAGCAGCAAAGCCCCAAUUAGGUUUUGUUUUUUUGUUUUUUUUAUUGUAAACAAAUGGGAUACAUCUUGUUCCUCUGUUUGUACAUGGAGUAAAGGCAUACCAUUUGUGUAAUGCCCCAGUUAGUUUUGAGAGUAGAAGAAGAAAGCCAUUCCUCAUCGGCCCCCUUGGAUAUGAUUGCAUGGUGUGGCUUCACACGUGCAGACCUGACAACUUCAGUGAGUUUCCUCCGCAAACCAAAGCAGCACAGGAGCAGGAAGGGGCACUGGAACUGAAUGAGGAAUUUUUUUUCCCCAUUUAAUCCACAGGGCCUCUCAGUGGAAACCAGAUGAAAUAAUUAAAAUAGACAUCCAAGCCCUUAGUCCCUUGACACUAGAUAAACCCCUGCAAUAUUCUGAAUAUUUAUGUCCCUUCAAAAUUCACAUGUUAAAAUGUAACUCUGAAAGUUAUGGUAUGAAGAGGAGGUACCUUUGAGAAAUAAUGGGGACUGAGGGCUUCACCUUUGUGAACAGGAUUAUGGCCUUUAUGAAAGAGACUUGAGGGAAACCAUUUGCCUCUUCUAUCUUGCAAGGACACAGCGAGAAGGUACCCUUUCUGAAGCAUCAGACACUGAAUGCGCUGGUGCCCUGGUCUUGAACUUGCCAAGCCUCCAGAAUUGUGAACAAUGAAUUUCUCUAGUUUAUCAAUCACCUGGUGUAAGAUAUUUCAUGAUAGCAGCCCAAACAGACUAAUCAGGGACCCAAAAGAAAGGAAAGAACUGUACACUGACUGAGUUAAUGUUGGUCGGGAUCAUGAUUCCCAGUUCCUAACAUCUCCUUCCUCGUAGAGCUCCAGUAGAGUGAUGUUUUUGGACUCUUUCCAUCUUUCAGCAGGCAGUGGUUUACCUGACUGGUGAGUAUGUGAUAAAAAACCAAGGCAUGUACUAUUUCUAGAACAUUCCUUAAAUAUACUUAUUACCUUUUCUCUGUUACAUGCAAACAUUGUGUUUUUAUUUUUCAGGUCUUUCUCAUUUCUCACCUGAAUGAUUGAAACACAGGCAAUCUACCUUUCUCUCUAUGGGCCACACCUAUCCCCAUCAACCUCUACCACACUUCUGUCAGAAUUACCUUUCUAAAACAUAAACAUGAUUCCAUUGCCCUAUUCCUUGCCCCUAUUCAUUAGUUCUCUAGCUCCCUCUGCUCUCUGAGCCCUACUUUCUCUCCAGCCUCCAGUCUCAUCCAGAAGUCACUCAGAUAUACUAUUCUGUCUGGGAAGUGCCUCCUCCUCUUUCCCUCAUCAGGUUCCUCCUCAUCCUCCAAGACUCCAUUCAUGUUCACCCCUUCUGUGAAGAUCUUGACACGUGCUGCCCUCCCCGUGGGUACUCUGCAGAAGCCAUGCCUGCAUUUGUGCAUACCUGUCCAUCCCUGUUUCUCACUCCGGGUGGCAGAGCAAGAACCUCCACUCCAAGAGAGCUACUGACCUGUGUGUCCAGAGCUCAUCAGGUCACUACAUUUAUUCACUACUUUACUUCAUCUGAUGAACUGGGUUACUAAGACUUGUGGCAUGAGUUCUGGCCCUACUUUCUCCUUUGUGUGUUCUUUAUCCACAUGGUAAUGAAAAUUGGAACUCUGAUUAAAGCCAACUAGUUCUCCUUGUGGCUGUUCCAUUCAACAUUAGCAACCAGGUAAGUUACUCAGGUGGUGGUGGGAGGGAAGUGGGAAGAUACAAAACUGACCCAGAUAGUCGGUUGUUUCUUCUCUAUUGUUGCUUUGGGGUGUAUUUUUCUGAAACCCUGGAAGUUAAGCAGAUCAACUGGGAGAGCCAUGCUCCACCCUCUAUACUGCAUACCUGUUAAUAAAGUUUCUAUCACACUCUAUUUGCAAUUAACUGGGUAGAAGAGUAGUACAUAUGUCUCUGCCAUUAGACUUUGGAUCUUUAAGUCAGAGUUCAUAUAUUAUUUUUUAUCCCUCACACCAAAGAUGGCAUAGUAAAAUGCCAUAAAUGUGUUCAGAAUAUAUUAAAAUUGUGAUUGAUAUUUUUCAAAAGCUCCUUUAACUGUUUCCUGAAAAUUGAGUGAAAGAGAAAAUGAGUUGGGAAUUUAACUAACCAUAUCCAUACUAACUAGUUCUAUUGAUGUUGGAACAAUAUAAUGGAUUUUACUGAAGAGGAAAGUGUAUGCUGCAUAAAUUUGGUCAUAAAGCUCACAGUAUGAUUGCAGUAAAAAGAUUGUAAAGCACAUACUCAAGCAUUGUUGAUUUGCCCAAGGUUUUUAAGAAAUACAAUAGAAUGAUUUUGGUAUGGGAGGGUAGAUGAAGCCUAAAACCAGAAUACUGGGUAAGUACAUUUCAAGGCAAUAGCACUCAAACUUCUGUCCUUAUGGGUUAAUUAAUCACGCUGCUAAAGAACUGAUUUGGCACAAGGGAGCUGUGUAUUGCCACAGAACUAUGAAAAGUGCAGAAUUUAUCUCACAUAUAACUAACCCCUCUGGAAUUGCUUGACUGUUCUGUUUCACAAUGGAGAGAAAUUCAUCUUUCAUCAACAGAUAUGGGAAGAGAGAACAGAAAGAAAACAAAGUGAAUAGAUAAUAAAGUUGCCUUAGAAUAUGGACAGUUCAGGUCAGGAAUCUUUCUGGAAUGGAUACAAAAAGAUAUUUAUGGGCAGAUCUUCCUUCUUUGUACUGAGCAGUUUUUCAGAGAAAGAAUCCAUGCAUUUAAUCUAAUGCCAGCUUUAUUUUUGUUUGGUGAUCACCACAUAUAAAUGAAAAGCUGGCAGCAAAUUAAAUGCAUGCAUUAUUUCCCUGAAUGGUAAAAGUACUCAAUAUAAGGAAAGUCUAAAGAAAACAAUACAUACAUAAGCACUUGGCAUGUGUUUAUAUGUGUAUAUGUUCUAUGUCUGUACAUGGCAUAUAUUUAUAUAUAUUUAUGUAUAUAUGUCUAUUUAACAUACUAAAGUUUGCAGAAUUUCAGGAACAUGACGAUGAGUGUUAACUCACUUACCAAUGGAACUCCUACUAAAAUCAGAGAAAGUGAGCCAUCUAUGAAUUACCUUAGUUUUUCCAAUUUUGCUAAGAUUGUUCAUGGUUGUAUUUCUUCUGUCUUUUUGAGUAGUACCAUAUUCCUGAUUAGUAAUUCAUGGAUUACAACAUUCAUUGUGAUUUUGUAUAUCAUUAACAAUGAAAAAUGGCAUUUCAAAUAUGACUUAGUGCUUGGAAUUUUUAUCUUAUAGUCCUUUAAGUAAAUCAUUUAUAAAAGCAUAUUUUAUCAUGUGUUUGUAUAGAUAUGGAUAUAAACAUAAAUAGAGGAAAAAUGAAACACAAAUAAACCAUGAUAUUCCUAAAACUCUACAUUCAGAAUGGAGUUCUGAAUCAGAGCUGUUGCCCACGUUU
Molecule: messenger RNA, 8791 nt
Organism: Sciurus carolinensis (gray squirrel)
Lineage: Eukaryota; Metazoa; Chordata; Mammalia; Rodentia; Sciuridae
Gene: Stxbp4
Product: syntaxin binding protein 4
Exons: 18
Coding region: 216-1892 (558 amino acids)
Biological process (GO): regulation of insulin secretion involved in cellular response to glucose stimulus; insulin receptor signaling pathway
Cellular component (GO): cytoplasmic vesicle
Molecular function (GO): syntaxin binding
Source: RefSeq, a predicted model, not a curated record